This is a messenger RNA of Monoraphidium neglectum, 1068 nucleotides long. RefSeq lists its product as hypothetical. The coding region runs from base 1 to 1068 and encodes 355 amino acids. Gene Ontology annotation, cellular component: GID complex; extrinsic component of membrane. Gene Ontology annotation, biological process: protein targeting to vacuole; negative regulation of gluconeogenesis; protein catabolic process in the vacuole. Lineage: Eukaryota; Viridiplantae; Chlorophyta; Chlorophyceae; Sphaeropleales; Selenastraceae. The transcript is spliced from 4 exons. The record is from RefSeq and is a predicted model, not a curated record.
AUGGAGGGUGAUGAUGAGGACUGCCCGGGACUCAUAGAUGCUGACGAGGAGACCGAGGAGGAGGAGGAGGAAGAGGACAUGGACGGCGGGUCGGCAGGCGACCUCAGCGCUAUGCUGACGUGGCGCAGCAUGCGCGCGGCGGGCGGCAGGCUGCGGGCUGCGCUUCCGCGGCGGCGGACGGCUAGGAUGCAGACCGGCAGCGGCAUCGCGGCGUUGGGGGGGAUGGCGGGAGCGGCGGCGCCGGCAGCGACUGGCGCCGCGCCCGCCGCUUCAGCCGCCCCUGCGCUCGACCCGUCAUCGCUGCGGGCGCCGCAGCCGUGCAGUUUCCUACGGCCGGGCGCGCGCUUCGCCGGCGUCCAGCGGCUGUCCAGCCAGUCGCGGGCGGUGUCGCGGCCGCAGGACGACUGGGCUGUAGAUGUCAUUGUGGAGGGUGUCAACCACGACACCGGUGCAGUGUGCGGCACCAUGCAGGCGCUCAACGUGCCGGGGGCCGGCGCCGCGCCUGUGGUGACGUGGUGGGAGGGCCACAUAUUGGACGACCGCCGCCACACGUUCUUCACCGCCGGGUCGGCCGGCUUUGCGGGCGGCGGCAGCGUGCCCGGGCGAGAGACGGACCUCAAGCACUGGGGCCGGUUCGAGGGGUUUGCGCAGCUCAGGCCUGACGUGGUGCGCCAGGGCGGCCGCAGCGGCGCGCUGGAGCGGCACCCCUGGAUCUAUAUGCGCUGGAAGGAGCAGUUCUUCGUGGGCACGGGCCAGGACGUCGGCCUCACCAUAGCAGGCUUCUAUUACCUUGCCCUCUGCCGCCGCACGGGGAAGCUGCGUGGCUUCUACUACGACCCCCACUCCAGCCCCUUCCAGGCGCUGGAGCUGGAGCCAGUGCUCAACGGCGGUCGCGGCAAGAUGCGGCCACAGCAGGCCCAGCAGCAGCAGGAGCAGCACCCACAGCAGCAGGAGCCACAGCAGCAGCAGCAGCAGCAGCAGCAAGGGCAGCAGCAGGCGCAGCUCGCCUCCCAGCCCAUUGGGUCCGGCGGCGGCUACGUUUUCACAAGCUCGUGGCGGCAUGGGUAG